Molecule: messenger RNA, 1119 nt
Organism: Ostreobium quekettii
Lineage: Eukaryota; Viridiplantae; Chlorophyta; Ulvophyceae; Bryopsidales; Ostreobiaceae
Source: the annotation of a GenBank genome assembly
AUGUCGCUCCCAGUUGGCGGCACGGCUUCCGCCGCGCGCCUCCAGGGCGCCCCCCUCCGCCCGGCGGCCAGGCUCCCCCGGCCCUCCCUGCGAUCCGCCACCCAGGCCGCACACCGCGUGACGGAAACAAUCAUCGACAAUGGCCAGGACGUCACGCCCCAGGAGCAUUCGGGCGUCGAUCUCGGCAGGCGGAGCCUCAUGUUGGGAGCCGCGACACUAGCCGCGGCGCUCGGCGCCGGCGUCAGUCCCGCGGCGCCUCCCGCGUUUGCCGCAGGCGUGCUUCAGCCCGAGAUCUAUGGUGAUGAGGAUGCGCAGCAGGCGGUCUUCGACACGACGACCAAGGCUGUGCGAUACGUGCUGCCCAGGAGGGGCCGGUCCGAGGUGCCCCUGCUGGCGGGCGCCCUGCUGAGGGCGGCGUUCCACGACGCGGGGACCUUCAACGCCAAGGACGGCAGCAUACAGACGGGCGCCAAUGGCAGCCUGCAGUACGAGGAGAAGCAGCCGCAGAAUGCGGGGCUGAAGCCCGGCAUCGACGUCCUCGUCGACCUGCACCAGGAUUUGAAGAAGAUGAACUGCCCUGUCACGAUGGCCGACCUGAUUCAGAUUGCUGGGGCAGAAUCUGUCGCCAUUGCGGGUGGUCCCAAGAUCAAGGUCCCCAUUGGCAGGAUGGACGUCACUGAAGGCUCCAAUGACGUCAUGACCCAGUUGCCAAGCCCCGGCAACACUGCUAAGGAGCUGAUAGACCUCUUCGAGGGCAACACAUACACCACACAGGAUCUGGUGGCUCUUAGCGGCGCCCACACCAUUGGAAAGGCACGCUUCUUCCCCAAAACUCCCCCAGAGCUGGAAGGGACCCCCAAAACCUUUGACAAUGUUUACUACAAGGAGCUGCUGAAUGGAGAAGGGGCAUUCCCAUCUGACAGGGCACUCGUGUCAAAUCCCACCACAAAGGCAAUUGUCGAAACAUUCGCCAGUGACAAGAGCGCCUUUUUCAAGGCUUUUGAGGAUGCCUACCUAAAGAUGGGGAUGAAGGGAAUCAAUGCCAAGAACACGGUGGCACCAGAACUUCCCUCUGGUGGCAACUUCUGUCGUUUCGAUGCAAAGCUCAUUAGGGCCUGA